Molecule: messenger RNA, 1115 nt
Organism: Mastomys coucha (southern multimammate mouse)
Lineage: Eukaryota; Metazoa; Chordata; Mammalia; Rodentia; Muridae
Gene: Tmbim6
Product: transmembrane BAX inhibitor motif containing 6
Exons: 10
Coding region: 309-1022 (237 amino acids)
Biological process (GO): negative regulation of endoribonuclease activity; negative regulation of RNA splicing; negative regulation of apoptotic signaling pathway
Cellular component (GO): mitochondrial membrane
Molecular function (GO): enzyme binding
Source: RefSeq, a predicted model, not a curated record
GGAAGGGCGGCGAUGGGCACUGUUUUCCUUGGACUGACUUACUCUGAUAAGUUGGCUUUGGCUCGCCUGCCUUCGUUUCUUUCUUUUCCUUUUUAAACAACAACAAAAGCUGUCUGGUGCCAGGCCAGGUUGCUUUGCCUGUCCAAUCAGGCUUCUGUUGGCCAAACAACAAAACCACUUUGAACUUGAGACUCUCCAGUUACACAAACUACCUGUGAAUGUGUAACACUUUAGACAGCCGACUGCGCGAAACACAGACAAGAGUUUUAAGGCUGAAGCGGAGGCCGUGCUAAACAGACUUUGGAGCCAUGAAUAUAUUUGAUCGGAAGAUCAACUUUGAUGCCCUCUUAAAAUUUUCCCACAUAACUCCCUCGACACAGCAGCACCUGAAGAAGGUCUAUGCCAGUUUUGCACUAUGUAUGUUUGUGGCGGCGGCAGGAGCCUAUGUCCAUGUGGUCACACACUUCAUCCAGGCUGGCCUGCUCUCCGCCCUGGGCUCCUUGGCCUUGAUGGUUUGGCUGAUGGCAACCCCUCACAGCCAUGAGACAGAGCACAAGAGGCUGGGACUUCUCGCUGGCUUCGCCUUCCUGACAGGAGUUGGCCUGGGACCUGCUCUGGAGCUGUGCAUUGCCGUCAACCCCAGCAUCCUCCCCACGGCCUUCAUGGGCACGGCCAUGAUCUUCACCUGCUUUAGCCUGAGUGCCCUCUACGCCAGGCGCCGGAGCUACCUGUUUUUGGGAGGGAUCUUGAUGUCAGCCAUGAGCCUCAUGUUCUUGUCCUCUCUGGGGAACCUUUUCUUUGGAUCCAUUUGGCUGUUCCAGGCAAACCUGUACGUGGGGCUGCUGGUCAUGUGCGGCUUCGUGCUCUUUGAUACUCAGCUCAUUAUUGAAAAGGCUGAAAAUGGAGAUAAAGAUUACAUCUGGCACUGCAUUGACCUCUUCCUAGAUUUCGUUACACUCUUCAGGAAGCUCAUGCUCAUCCUGGCUUUCAAUGAGAAGGACAAGAAGAAAGAGAAGAAGUGAAUGGCUGCCAGCCUUCCCAGCUUGCCUUCUCUCCCUCCGCCCCAUUUCUUUGCACACAUCACAGGUGUCGUGUUCUAUGAUAAUGAAAAGCAU